AAGAACGGCUAGGGGCAGGGCUCAAGGCUGGAGGGCCAGCAAGGGGCUGGGGCCGUGGUUUACCUGUGCACACUUGCUGACACUGGUGCUGCUCUGGGUUGUGUGGAGUCAGGUUGUGAGGCUCCAGAGCUGCACUGCAGACUCCAGGAGACCGAAGAAACAAAAGCGAAAGCAGCGGUGAGUGCCCGGAAAGGAGCUGGGGCAAAGGCUGGGCCCCAAGAUACCAGGUCAAGGUGUCACGUCCCGCUCUGAGCCCCACCUAGGAGCAAGGUCCAAGGCACUCCCAACCUCUCCCUGCUCUGUGGUUCUGAGGCAGGUGCUGUGAGAUGUGACCAGGGGCUCUUUGGGACAGAGAUCCCAGCUGUGGGAACUGGGAAACAGGCUUGGCUACACUCUGAGCCUCACUUUCCCCUCUUGGCACCAUCCAUUGCCAAGGACCAGAGCCCAAUGGCUGUCUGUGAAGGUCAGGUGCAAAGAUGGCAAGUGGUCUAACAUGGUCUCCUUCUCCCCACAAAGUGAGCUUGGAGAUUUCCAACCCACAGGAGGAAAGUCACACCCAGACCCCUUGAGAUGGAUCGAGUGACCAGAUACCCCAUCCUCAGCAACACACACUCAGCGCGGGUCACCAGCUUGGCGCUGGACGAAGACACCAGCUACCCGGUUGAGCUGGUGGGCGUGGGGCCUGAAGCUGGCUGGAGCCAGGAGGAUCUGCAGGUCUGGUCCGCUGAGUACCAGACCGAGCCAGAUGUGAGAACAAGCGCAGCCUUCACCAGACGAGUCUUCCCUGGCCAGCCGUCCCAGAGGUCACUGUACUGGGAAGAUGAGGAUGAAGAGAUGAAGGUUUACCAACUGGACAACAGCAGUGAUGCCGUCCACAGCCAGCCUAGGGACCUCGAGGCCCAGCGCUGGGCGGUCAUCCAGAGCCAGGCAGUCAGGAAGGGUGGCACAGUGGCCACGCUCCAGGCUGCGGCAGGUCACAGGGACCCGAGGCUUGCCGGCCAGCCUCGGGCCACAUUCUCAGAGGAGAGCUUGGUGGAUACAGAGCAAAUCGAUUUCCUGGCCGCUAGACAGCAAUUCCUGAGUUUAGAGAAGGCGAACACGGACCCGGUCACGUGGAGCCCCACAGCCAGGGAGACCCUUGCACGUACCCCACCGAGAGUCAACCAGUCCCCCAAGGCCUCCACCACGCUCCACCUAGCCAACGGCUAUGCCACUGCUGUCUCCUCACCAGCGAAGAAGGUGACCUUGACCUUGGAGAAGUCUGUCCACGAUUCCCCAGCUGGGUGUGCUUGUGCAGCCAACGACCCUGGUCACCACAUCCGUGCAGAGUCCCCUGAGACCCCCAAAGAGACACCCAUCGAGAGAGAGAUCAGACUAGCCCAGGAGCGUGAGGCAGAGCUGCGCGAGCAGAGAGGGCUCCGGCGGGCUGCCGGGCGUCAAGAGCUGAUACAGAUUCCCAGCAGGCCCCUGCUCAACAAGGUGAGCCUGACGGAGACACCCCCGCGAAGAGACAGGGGCCGCCCAUCCCUCUAUGUGCAGAGGGACAUGGUGCAGGAGACACAGCGAGAAGAAGACCAUCGGCGAGAGGGCAGAGCGUCCACACCAGACUGGCCUUCCCAGGACCCUCAGCCCGGCCUCCAGAGAAGCCUGAGCUCGGACAGCAUCCUCAGCCAGGAUGCCCGAGCCACAGACCCGGUUCCAGAGGCAAGGAAGGUCAACCGCAUCCCACCGGAUGCCUACCAGCCGUAUCUGGGCUCCGGGACCCCCAAACUAGAAUUCUCAGCCUUCGGAGCAUACAGCAAGCCGAGCGGUGUCUCCACAGCGGACACCUUCCGGAGGGCCACGGGGUCUCCCAGGCAUGCCUCAGAAUGCUCCGGAAGGUCUCUGAGCUCAGACCUUGAGUGGUCCAAGCCCCCUGAAAAGCCCCUUCAUGCCAACGGGGGUGUCGUGCAAUUACAGAAUUUCCACCUGCGUCCGCUGCGAUUCAAAGUCCCGGAUGUGCCCCAGCGCGCUGAGACCUCCCAUACCUGGGGCUGGGAGGCGGCCGGAGCCCCUGCGUUGAGGCUACAGAAGUCCCAGUCAUCUGACCUGCUGGAAAAGGAGGUGGAGAGCGUCCUGCGGAGAGAGCGAGAGGUGGCUGAGGAGAGGAGGAAUGCCUUCUUCCCAGAAGUGUUUUCCCCAGAGCUGGACCAGGACGAGAGCCAUGUGCAAGAGUCCCGGAGUUCCUCUCGGGCAUCUGGCAUCACAGGCAGCUAUUCAGUGUCGGAAUCACCACCCUUCACCCCCAUCCAGCUGCAUUCAGGCCUGGUGUGGAAGGUGGAGACGGAGACGCCAGAGGACGGCGCUCCGGGGCAGAAGACGAAAAGGGAGUCGUGGUACGCAGGCAUCAACCCCGCUGACCGUGUCAACUCCGAGGUCCUGGGAGCCACACGGGUAACGCGACACAAGAAUGUCUUGGCGGAACGCUGGGAAGCACGCAUCUACGCCAGCGAGGAUGACGACUGAGCCCGGAGACGGGGAUGCCCGUUCCCUCAUCCCAUCCCAGGCCUGCGCCAAGCGUCUGCUGCCAGGCUCCUACUUAAGCUCCCUGCUGGAGAGCCUGGCCUCACACCCAGCACAGGGUGUUUAUGGCCUGGAAGUUGGUUUGGCUUUCCUGGGGUGGGGAGUAUUUCCUGGGGAGGAGUGGUUCUCAGCUGGGGCCGAAAUGACAACCCCUGCCAGGACUCUGUGUAUCUAAGACCUUGCCAAAUGCUGUGCAGUUCAAAGAAGGAACAGGCACGGUAGGGUCUGGUGCCCUGGGAGCUGGGAGACCAGGGCUCGCCCUCAGCAGCCCCGGAAUCUGCCACUCGGAGAAAGAGGGCUCUAUUUAGGGACCUGCCAUUCCAGUCUUGCCAACCCCAAACGUGUUCAUGUUGCUACACAAUAAACUUGUCAUGAGCUGCC
Molecule: messenger RNA, 2943 nt
Organism: Meriones unguiculatus (Mongolian gerbil)
Lineage: Eukaryota; Metazoa; Chordata; Mammalia; Rodentia; Muridae
Gene: Misp
Product: mitotic spindle positioning
Exons: 5
Coding region: 571-2505 (644 amino acids)
Source: RefSeq, a predicted model, not a curated record